Messenger RNA from Cordyceps militaris CM01, 189 nucleotides. RefSeq lists its product as uncharacterized. NCBI's taxonomy places the organism in Eukaryota, Fungi, Ascomycota, Sordariomycetes, Hypocreales, Cordycipitaceae. The record is from RefSeq and is a predicted model, not a curated record. The coding region runs from base 1 to 189 and encodes 62 amino acids. The transcript has a single exon.
AUGGCUGACAUGUACUCUAUUAGUAUGUAUGUUCAGAUCAAGGGCUUUAUUAGUAUUGGUCAGAUCCAAGGGCCAACGCAGUGGCUUCGACUAAUAACGGGCAUCCCCGCGCCACAGGGAACUUUUGUUUACGAGCGCCCAAGGGUCAGCCAAAGGAGCGGCACGGAAGUUAGGUUCCGGAGCGAAUAA